This is a messenger RNA of Haliotis rufescens (red abalone), 14098 nucleotides long. RefSeq lists its product as uncharacterized. Gene Ontology annotation, molecular function: Notch binding; calcium ion binding. The record is from RefSeq and is a predicted model, not a curated record. The transcript is spliced from 77 exons. Lineage: Eukaryota; Metazoa; Mollusca; Gastropoda; Lepetellida; Haliotidae. Bases 423 to 12560 code for a protein of 4045 amino acids. Gene Ontology annotation, biological process: Notch signaling pathway.
GUUUAGUGAAUCAGUUCAGGUGCCGGUCUAUGUGCCACUAAGGGCCUUAUUAUAACCCUCUGAAACUCUAGACUCUCAGGUAGAAUUAUCCUCGAAGCUACCCGCUUGCCAGUUGAAAAUAGGUUACCGGUUUUGCCUUCAAAGUCUUACAUUCUCUCUCACGCCCGAGGGCUCUCGUCUCGCCCAGUGCGCACGCUUAACCGGCUGUACACGGGUAUCUGACUGUCAGUGUCGGGUGGGGCAGUGUAGACUCAGGACGGAGCUUGUGGACGAGCAUUUGCACAACAUCUGUGGACAGGGCACAACACAGAAUUGUUGUAGCUUUUUCGGGAAUCUUUCGGUGUCGGCUCAUUUCGAUUGUGAUAAUAGUUGGAUUUAAGUGUAAAUGAUUGUGUGAAACAAGACAAGGACUAUCAACAGCCAUGCAAGGCGUGUCUCUGUGGGUCUCGGCCCUUGUGGUGUUUAUAGCAGUGAAGACAUCAUUUCAGGAUGAUGUUCCAUUGGACUGCCAGUCAGGUUGGACGCGCAUUGGUGUUCAGUGUUACAAGUUAUAUAAAGGAAUCGUACCAUGGGAAAGUGCUGUCAAAAUUUGUAAAAGCUACGGAGCUGAAAUGGCAAAAGUCACAGACUUUUAUGAAAACCAGGAUGUGGGCAAUUUCGCAAGCAGUCUCAGUACAGACAAGUAUUGGAUUGGGUAUAGCAGAUAUAUUUAUUCUAAAUAUGGUUUCACUCGAAGAGAUGCUUCCCCUGGUAAUCAGCGGAUAGGAUAUUGGAGCGACGGUCAAGUAACAUCAAUUGCAGCAGGUUUCUGGGAAAAUGAUCAACCAGAUUCUGACAAAUUUGGAAAAUGUGUCUACGUCAUGAAGAAAAUGGACACAUAUUAUUGGUCAUUUGGUCCUUGUGAAAUGAAGUUGUCCUAUGUUUGUCAGAGACCAGCUUGUCCAUCUGGGAGCUACCAUUGUACUAAUGGCCAAUGUAUAAACCAGAACCUGGUCUGUGAUGGAGACGAUGACUGUGGAGAUGCCUCUGAUGAAAGGAACUGUGCUAGUCGAUGCAAGUACUACUUAAACCAAGCUGCAGGCUCAAUCAGCUCCAACAACUACCCAAGCAACUACCCAGAUGCUAGGAACUGUCAGUGGGUGAUCCACGUCCCGCUUGGACAGAAUGUUUACCUCAAAUUCACCAACUUCUCCACGGAGAUGGGGGCUGAUAUAGUGCAAGUGUUGGUUGGAGGACAGACUGAGACCCAGGGGCAGCUUGUGGCCUCCCUGUCCGGGGAUAGGCAGGCCAGUCUUCCUGAGUUCACCAGCUUCAACAACUUCAUCAUUGUCAAAUUCACCUCCGACAGCAGCAGCAAUGCACUUGGCUUCAGAGCUGAAUUCAGUGGAAGGAGUGCCAAUCUUCAGCCAUUCCAGAAUCUCCAGGCGAUAGAUGCUCCGAAGUUCCUCAAUGCCCCAAACUACCCGUCCAUGUACUUUGGAAAUAAGGACUACACCUGGAUCAUCAACACACUGAUGCAGACACAGAUCAUCACUCUCAAUAUCAUGGAGGUAGACUUGAAGGGCAUGGACAAGAUCAUGAUCCGAAAUGGUGACUCUGUGAAGGCUAACCUGCUGUACAUGUUCACAGCUGACACAGACGUGGGUGACGUCCCAUUCAUCUUCUCCACUGGCAACAGCAUGUACAUCACCAUGCAGACACGUGGCUACCAAGUCGGGAAAGGAUUUAGAUUCACAUAUAGACAAGGAUGUGACAUGCUGCUGACAUCCAUGAAAGGCAGACUCUUCUCACCCGGCUAUGCCCUUGAUGGUAACACUGCCAUGAACUACUCCAAUGACAUCUCAUGUAACUUCAGAGUGGACGUGCCUGGCAAACCCAAUAUCACACUAAUCAACAGAGGAUUCAAGACACAGACAAGUGAAGAUGUAGUGACUGUCCACUAUGGAGGUGCUAGCCCAGAUGUUCUCUCUGGGGACACCGUUGUGCAAAGCAGAUCAAACAAUGGAGAAUUCAAUGUCACCUUCAAAACCAAUGCCAUAAUAAGAGAGAUGGGAUUUCUGUUUGAAUAUUCAAUAGACUGCCCCAACCCUAACUUCAAUGAAAACACAGUUUUGACGCCAUCAAACGCAAACUGGCAGUUUAUGUCCGAGUUUGUGGUGACGUGCAAGGAUGGUUACAGGUUUGCCUCACAAGAGGACCAGGACAAAAGCAAGGCUCCUGCCUUUGAAAGCUUCUCCGUUGCAAGAAUGAAAUGCAUGUAUGGAGGAAAGUGGGACCGUGAUACCACUCCAAGCUGUCAGCCCAAGUACUGUGGUUCUGCACCUCUCGUGAAUAAUGCUUACGUCAACUCCUCAACUGGCCAGAGCAGCAGCGUUGGUGGGAGUGUCACCUACUCCUGUUAUCCUGGGUUCACUCUCUCAAACUCUGCUACCAUCAGCUGUCGCAAUGAUGGCACCUGGGGGCCGACCCCCACCUGCACAAUUGCCUCAUGCAGUCCUUUAUCUACAACCUUGAACUUCGGAACUGUCACAAAGGUUGAAGGAGACGGCACUGAGUUUGGAUCCAUCGUGAACUUUACCUGCAAUGCAGGCUACCAGAUAUCAGGAGAGCCCAUCCUCUUCUGUACCUCAAGCAGUACUUGGACUGCUAAUGUCCCUUCCUGUAUACCACUGAAUUGUCCAAUACCCCGCAUCCCUCAUGGAAGGUUGACCAGCACACAGGAGGCCUUCUUUGGAGUCCUCCGCCAAGUCACUUGUGACAGCGGCUACAGGCUCAACACCUCCAGCAGCCAGGUCACAUGUGGUGCUGACCAAAUGUUUACAAACCUGGAUACCAUGGCGUGUGAAGAUAUCGAUGAGUGUCCUGGACCAUGUGCCCAGGACUGCAUGAAUACAGAUGGUUCUUACAAGUGUUCCUGUCGGCCCGGCUACACUCUCAAUGCUAAUGGACGCUCCUGUGAUGAUGUUAAUGAAUGUAACGCUGACAAUGGUGGUUGUAGCCAAGUAUGUGUGAAUGACGUGGGAAGCUACAAGUGUCAGUGUAACUCAGGCUAUCAACUCUUCUCCAUGGAUGGCCAGCUCAACUACACCCUCGCCAACAAUGAGGAUGGCACCAUGGCAGGCGACAUUUACAGAUUCAACCAUACAUGUGUCCGUAUCCAAUGCAUGGACCCCCCACCACUGGACAAUGGCUACAUCCUGAACAGCCGCAAGUACUACCGAUUUGAAGAUAGAAUCAUCAUGUCCUGUAACAUUGGGUUCAACUUGAUUGGUCAGUCCCUUCGUAUCUGCCAAGCUAAUGGACGAUGGAAUGGGACAGCACCCACCUGUAGUCCUGCCAUAUGUCCUCCUGUGAGUAUCCCGGGCAACCUGAAGACCACUCCUAGUGUGACUCCAUCUGGGAGUGUAGACUACCUGGGCAAUGUCAAUAUUUCUUGUAAUGUGCCUGGCCGAGUAUCUUUCCUUAAACAACGUCAGUGUCUGUUGGACCCCGACACUAAACAGUACAAGCUGUUCGGUGCACAGUUAGAGUGUGGAGUGAUUGACUGUGGCACACCAUCUGGUGUCCCUGGAGCUGUCAUACCUGCAGGCAUCCAAACAACCUACGGCACACAGUUUCAAUUUGUCUGUAAGAACCAGUACACAAAAGAGGGAACAUCCAGUCUAAAUAACGAUACUGUUCAGUGCAAGAGCAAUGGCUACUGGGGAUGGGGCACUCUCAGGUGUCUUGGUAAUACUUGCAGUGACCCUGGUCGACCUGUGGAUGGCACACAACAUGCAACCUCUUAUGAGGAGAAUAAUCAGGUCAACUAUACAUGUAAUCGCCCAGGCUACACCCUACAAGGUGCCACACCCCUCACCUGUAUACUCGACAUUGGUUUGAAGUGGAACCGACCUGUCCCCACAUGUGUUGAUACCCAGAAACCUACAUUCAGCAACUGUGUGGCCGAGAAAACUGUCAGUAAAUACACAACAGCAUCGAAUGCUGUCACUCCUCCAACACCAUCUGACAAUACUGGCAUCAAAUCAAUGACCAUCACACCUACAUGGCCUUCAGAUCAGCUACUCAUUGCAUCAGAGGAAGACUUUGUAUUCACAGCUGAAGACUUCAAUGGCAACAAGGAAUUUUGCACUACAAAAGUCAAAGUAUUAGAUGAAGUACCACCAACAAUUCGAUGCCCAGAUCCAGUGGUAGAGGAAUUCAAGGAAGAAACUGACCACAAAUAUUGGCAGUUUAGUGUAUCUGCAUUAGGUAUGAUUGUAAGUGAUGACAGUGGCAGCACUCCCUCUGUUCUCUUCAACCCUCCAGCACUGAACAUUUCUGCAGCCUUCAUCAGCCAAGCCAACUUUGUUCAAUGGGUCACAGCUACUGCAAUUGAUGCUGCAGGAAAUAGAAACACAUGCCGAUUCCAGGUCAUGGCAAAAGCUGCCAUUUGUUCACCAAUGUCCAUCCCCAAGCCUGUGAAUGGUCAGAAGUCCUGCACAGCCCUCAUCAAUAAUGGUGGCUACAGAUGCGAUCUUACUUGUGAUGCUAACUACGCCUUCUAUGACCAGUCUAGCCAGACAACCGUGACUACUUCCUGUAUCACAGAUGGUCCGUUCGAUAAAGCUGUGAUUCCUGCAUGUUCUUUCACACAAUCAGAGACGGCCAAAUUCACACAGAUCAUCAGAUUUUCUUAUGAUGCUAGUACAGCCAGUACUCUGGCAGAUACCUGUAAGCAGGGCUAUGCUACUAUGAUGACACCAGUACUCAACAAUCAGAGAACAAGACUCAACAAUUACUGUCUUAAUUUACGAGAAGUGCCGACUCUUGUUCUCCUUAUUGCCAGCCCACAGAAUGAUAUUUCCAUCAACACAGCUACAAACAAGGUUAUAAUCAACCUCACUCUGAUUUAUGAGGGGCGAGACACAGCCUUGCUGGCAUCUUGUGCGACUCUAGUGGACACAAUACUGAAGGACUUCAACUUUGAUGAGACAAAAGCAAUUGCAGGGUAUUCCAGUCAGCUGCUUCCUGUCUCCUGUCCAGCUAUCAACUCCACGUCGCCGGGGAUAGAAACCUUCCGGGAUUUCAGUUGUGCUUCAAACAGAAAGAAACUUACUCUGGGAAGCCUAAUUGCUUGCUUGAGAUGUCCUGUUGGUACUUACAACUCUGGAGGAAAUACAUGUACCGCUUGUCCUCUUGGACAAUACAAUGAUGUAGAGGGUGCCACCACCUGCAAGGACUGUUCAACUGGCCAAUGGACAUUCAGUAUUGGGGCUAGCUCUAACCUCAUGUGUAGACCUAUGUGUGGUUCUGGCACAUUCUCUUCCACAAGACUCCCGCCAUGCAAAGUGUGUCCCUUGAAUACAAUUUGGGUUAACAGCACCUACUGUCGUUCAUGUGGCGCCAAUGAGAUCACCCGUGUCUAUGCUGCUACCGAAGCUAGUCAGUGCAAGGCCCAGUGUGGAGCAGGAACCUACAAUGCUAUUGAUGGUCAUGCUGAAUGCAUACCGUGUCCUAUAAACUUUUACCAGGACCAAGUUGGACAAAAGACUUGCAAGGCAUGCUCAACCAAUGAAGUAACAGCUGGGCCAGGCUCAACAGCGCAGUCGAACUGCACUAGCGGAGCUCUGUCUCCUGUGUGCACCAACUACUGUCAGAAUGGAGGAUCUUGUAGUGUUAUCCGACACAGUCCCUCCUGCUCUUGUCCAGAAGGGUAUUCAGGACAGCGGUGUGAGAUUGGAGACAACCCUUGUGCCUCUAGUCCAUGUUACAAUGGCGGGGCGUGCAACAUCCUCAAUGUGACAACAUAUUCCUGCAGCUGCCCAGCAGGCACCAGUGGUCCGAGAUGUGAGACUGAUGUUAAUGACUGUACUUCAAGCACAUUGUGUCAGAAUGGAGGCAUGUGUCAAGACCAAAUCAACACUUUCAAAUGUCUCUGCAAAGAUGGAUUCACAGGAACAAUAUGCACCAGCCCUCAACCUAUAUGUGAUUCCCUGCCAUGUGGUAAUGGUGUGUGUAAUCCCAUCGGCUCAUACCGUAGAGAGUGCACUUGUGUAGCUGGCUUUACUGGGAAAAAUUGCGAGACUAACAUUGAUGACUGCAAAGACAACCCCUGUUUAUAUGGUGGGACGUGCAUUGAUGAAGUGAACAACUACACAUGUCAAUGCCCCCUUGGGUUUGUUGGUCCCCGGUGUGAAACACGACGAAACAAAUGUGCUGGUGUUACAUGCGGAAAUCGUGGCCAGUGUAUAGAGGACCAUGUGGAGAACACAUACCGAUGUAUCUGCAAUCCAGAAGCUUCUUAUGGAGAAUACUGUGAGUACAGUCUUUCAUUGAACAAAAAGUUAGAGACACCAACAUUCUCAAGGAAUGAAACAGGGAAGACAUUGAUGGACUGCAGGGACACCUGCAACAGUCAAGGAUCUUCUUGUCGGGCAUUCUCCUACUUCAGAGCUGAUCAGAGGUGCAUGCUUCAUUCCACAAGAGCUGGCAACCUUCUUCCUCUUGUUCCUGAGCAAGGGGCUUCUUACUACGUCAAGAAGUGCAGCUAUAUCAAAGAUGAUUUCUACACUGAGUGGUACAACACCCCAGACAACCGCACAUCAGGGAACUACGUCUUACUCAGCGACAUGAGAAACACUCUGCAGCUGGACAUCUGUGGAGGUAGCUUCCCUAUAGAUAUACAAUGUCGGGACGCCACCACCAAGAAGAUCUCAACCAAUGUCGGAAGUCAGUGUAUACUUGACCAAGGCUUCAAGUGUGUCAAUAGCCUACAAACAGCUGGAACCACCUGUAACCAGCAUGAAAUUCGUUUCAAAUGUGGAGUAAGUCGAGUAUUCAAGGAGAAAACAUGCAGCAUUCCCCCAUACUGUGCUAGUUCCCCAUGCAUGAACGGUGCCAGCUGUCGUGAGGUUGGGCUGACCUUCGUGUGUGACUGUGCCCCUGGUUAUGGAGGUUCUCUCUGCCAGAAAAACCUGGACAACUGUGCCAACCAACCCUGCUUGAAUGGCGGUACCUGCACAGAUGGCGUUAACACCUUCACCUGCAAAUGCGCCAUGGGAUAUGAAGGGUCUACUUGUGCUGGAACUAUCAACUUCUGUAACCCAAAUCCCUGUAACAGUACCGGCAGCUCUCAGUGUACAAGCAUCCUCACCGGUCCAUUUUGUCACUGCAAGCCAGGAUAUGACAACCCCGUCUGCAGUAACAACAUUGAUGAGUGUGCCAGCAGCCCCUGUCUCCACAAUGGCGUCUGCACUGAUGGCAUCAACGACUUCACUUGCGGAUGUAAGGACGGGUGGACAGGAAAACGUUGCGAGAGUCUCGUUACCCCCUGCAGCUCCUCCCCUUGUAUAAACAAUGCAAACUGCUUUGACAUCUUCUCCAACUACUUCUGCAGAUGCAAGGCCAACACCUAUGGUCAGAAAUGUCAGUUUGCUCCCAGCAUAUGCAGUAAUGCCAACCCAUGUGUCAAUGGAAUGUGCUCCGAAUCGGCCGGGGUCACCACCUGUGCCUGUGGACAGGACUACACGGGCAAGGGCUGUGAAGUGCAGGUGCACCACUGUAAGGCGGAUACAUGCAAGAACAAGGCUGAGUGCAGUGCUCCCUCACUCAAUAACUACAAUUGCUCUUGCCCCAAGGGUUUCACUGGGACAAACUGUGACACCAACAUCAACAACUGUGCUGGAGUGUCGUGCCCAGGAACAUCAAGAUGCAUUGAUGGAGUGGACCAAUAUUUCUGUCGUUGCCCCGUUGGCAAAAGUGGAAUAGACUGUAGUCAAGAUCUGGAUCGCAACUAUGACAUGCUGUUUAAACUGCCACAGAAGACAAGCCAUGCUUACCUCCCCUACCCGAUCCAACUCACAGCUAACAAGCUCAGUGUCAGUCUGUGGGUCAAAUUCUGGGAGAAAGAUGGAACCGGGACAUUCUUCACUCUGUAUUCAGUCGAUGGUCCCAACAGCCUGGCUGGCAAGAAGGAACUGAUACGCAUUGACCAUUCCGGACUGACCAUUUCCGUGAAUGGUACCACUAGCAGUGUUAAACUGCCAUACUUCAAGUAUAACGAUGGUAAAUGGAACCAGAUUGCAGUUACAUGGAAUGGCGAGACUGGACUCCUCAACUUUGUAGUCAACACUAUUGCCGAGGAUGUUCAAAACUAUGCGAAGGGCAUGAUGAUUGAUAAAUAUGUAUGGAUGGUUCUUGGGAGCAAGUAUGACCCUGUGACAGAGAUGCCUGUGCUGAAUGAAGGUUUCAAUGGCUGGUUGAGUCAGGUGUCACUCUACAACAGAGAUCUCACAUUUACAUCAGAAAUACCUCUGAAGCUUGAGAACCCACAACAGGUCUUCACUGAUGAAAUCUUUGCAUGGAAUGAGUUCCGCAGAUCCCAGGGUGUGUCUCUUGUCAUCCCGUCAACUGCUUCGUCCACAUCCUGCCCCAGGGGGUACUCAGGAGGGAACUGUGAAGUGGCAGAUGAGAAAAAGCUCCUUGUGUCCCCCACAAAGUGUCCUGGCGACAUAGUCCAAUUGGGAACAACUCGCAUCACUGAAGUGACCUGGGAUGAUCCUGUAUUUGAGGGGAAAGAUUCAACCAUCAUUUCCACUCACAAGUCAAGGGAUGUGUUUCUGUGGGGCCGCUAUCAGGUCGUAUAUCUUGCCAGCAACUCAGCAGGAAACAAGGGACUCUGCAGCUUCAAGAUCUUCAUCCAAUAUUCCAGCUGCACACCGCUACAGAAUCCUAUCCGUGGAAAUGCACAAAGGAGUGUUAUCAGUGACCCUCUGAUUACAACUAGUAUCAAUUGUGAUUCUGGCUAUUCCAUUGUACACCCAGUCCCGAAACUCUACACGUGUCCCAGGAUUGGAAGUUACAACCCACCAAUGAAGUACAACUCAUUCCGACUACCACCAUGUGGAGUAAUUGUUAACAACAAUCUAUAUCAAGUGAUAGUACAGCUGUUCUACACUGUAAUCUCCACCAACCCUUCUGGCAUUGAAACCAGCAUGAGGACUGAGAUACUCAGUGCCCUGAGAACACUCAAUGCUGAGUGGAGUAAUGGACUAUGCGAUAAAACCGACUGCUCUGAUGCCGUCAUCAACAUUCAGAGUGGAGUAACAACUGGACGGAGGAAGAGGCAGUCAACUCUGGACACCAGCGUCAACAUCACCCUCCCAAUGGCAAAAGCGUCUUCAAGCCUUGGGUCUUUACGUCUCACCCCUGAUGACAUACUCCGUCUGGCUGUGCUAAACCAGGGCAAGUUUGACUUCUCACGGAACAUCCCAAAUGCAGUUCCUAUAAGGGACCUCGUUAAGAUACUUCUUUCCAUCUCAUGUGCCACAGGACAGGCAGUUGUUAACGGACAAUGUGUAAAAUGUGCUCCCGGUACCUACUACAAUGCUGCCACAAUGACAUGUGACCUGUGUCCAGUCGGUCAGUAUCAGCCGAAUGAGGCUCAGUCUAGCUGUCUGCCCUGUGGAAGCAAGACAACAGAACUUGCUGGGUCAUCUAGUGCAAGUGACUGCAAAGUUACUUGCACAACUGGUCAUAGGUUUGACAAUGCUGGCAACACUUGUCUUCCUUGUCCAAUCGGGUUCUAUCAAAACAUGACAGGCCAGUUCUUCUGCUACCCUUGCUCUGUGGAGAAAACAACCAGAACCACAGCCUCCAUCUCUGAAGGCCAGUGCUACGUUGGGUGUGGUAAGGGGCAUCAGCUGGCCCCAAAUGGAACCUGCCAAGAAUGCCCCCUGGGCAAGUACCGCAGUGCUGUUAUGUCCAAGUGUGAAGACUGUGCUACUGGCCUGACAACUAAUUCAACUGGAGCGGAUGCUAUGAGUUUGUGCAAUGUUGGGGACUGUCAAGCUGGGUUUUUCCGGAACAACGUGAAGCAGACUGAGUGCCUGAAAUGUCCACGUGGAACCUACCAGGAUCUGAAGCAGCAGUACAGCUGCAAGGCGUGUGGCAGCAGCCCUCAGUACAUCACAGUGGGAGAUGGCUCAACAUCUGCAGCAGAGUGUAGAUUUGUUUGUGAAGAUGGAUUUCAAAGGUUUGUGCAACAAAAUGUGGACACAUGCAUCCCUUGCCCGGUCGGAUUCUAUCGGAAUAAAACCCUCCUACCAUAUGAUGUGUGUGCAUCAUGUGGCCCUGACCGCAGCACUGCAUCAACCCACUCCAAGUCAUUCAGUGAUUGUUCCAUCUUGAAAUGCCCAGUUGGACAGCAACCAGACUCAACCAAUGCAAACUGUGUUAACUGUCCAUUCGGGACAUAUCAAAAUCAGUCAAACCAGCCAAACUGUAUCUCCUGUACUGGCCAAACCAGCACUCGCCAGAAUGGCUCGCAAAGCAGGACACAAUGUGAAGCUUAUUGUAAUGGAGGUCAGGAGAAGCUUGCAGAUGGUUCAUGUCGGACAUGUCCUUUAGGCUACUACAAGGACAAUAGUGUCUAUAAGUUCAUGUCAUGUGAAAAGUGUCCAAUCAAUUUCGUGACAUCUGCACCUGGAGCUGACUCAGCUGCAAAGUGCAAUAUAUACCAGUGCCAAGCUGGUUACAAGAUUGUGGGCAAUGGAUGUGAGGCAUGUCCUGUGGGCUAUUAUCAACCAGAACCAUAUAAGAGUUCCUGUAAGAUGUGUCCCGGUAAUACCUCCACCCGACAGAAUGCCACUGUUAAUGUCACACAAUGUGAAGCACAUUGUCCAUCUGGUUCUGACAAGGAUAUGACCACAGGCCAAUGUAAACCAUGUGCGAGGGGUUUCUAUAAGGCAAACAGUGCUGGUGUGUUCAGCGAAUGUGUUAUGUGUUCAUCUACCUUCAUCACUGCAUCAACAGGAUCUACAUCUAGUAGUGACUGUUCAGUUCACAACUGCACUGCCGGCCAGAAAACAACAAGCACAGGAUGUGUGGACUGUCCCAAAGGAUCGUACCAGUCACAGAAGUGGCAGACAAACUGCGCCAUGUGUGCCACAGACAAGACCACAUCCACCAGUGGGGCCACAUCAGCCACUGACUGUAUCUUGAGCUGUCCUCCAGGCAAGGAAGACAUUGCUGGGGUCUGUGUCUUAUGUAAGCAGGGAUUCUACAAGAGUGAACAGAAGGCCUCUCCGUGUAUGGAAUGUCCUACAAACAAAACAACAUCAGGCAGUGGAGCCAUCGCUUCAACAGACUGUAACCAAAUUGGUUGUCCAGCCGGGUAUUUUCAAGACUCCUCUACUUCCUGCCAACCAUGUACUUACGGAUUCUACCAACCUAAAAAGUGGCAGUCAAAUUGCGAUAAAUGUGAUACCGGAAGUACAACAUAUAGUCUGGGAGCAAUGGCUGUAACAGACUGUGUUGUGGAUUGUAGUAAGGGACAGCAGUUCAACGCUGGCACAGGUAAAUGUGAACAAUGUCCCCAAGGCUACUAUCAGGACAAGCUCAAUCCCGAACUGUCGCAGUGUAUCAUGUGUUUUGACACCAAUGUUAUCACUGCUGGACCUGGAGCCACAUCUGCUGCCAGCUGUACUGUCAAAAACUGCACAACCCCUGGACAGUACCGAAAUAGUACUACCAACCUCUGUGAAGACUGCCCUGUCAGAACCUACCAGGACACGAAAUGGCAGGAUUCUUGCAAGACAUGUGCAACGGGUUACACCACACGCAACACGAAAAGUCCAAGUUCGGCAAGCUGUCUUCGUGACUGUGAAGCAGGCAAGACACAAAUCGGGGAUGCCUGUACAGACUGUCCUGCAGACUUCUACAGAAACAAGACCACCUGGACCUGUCAACCAUGCCCCGCUGGCCUCAAGACCUCGAAUGUGGGGGCCCCGUCAGUGAAUGCCUGCAACGUGUCUGCCUGCUUACAAGGAACAUACUUUAAACGAGAUGAGAGUAGAUGUGUUGACUGCCCUCUCAAUUAUUACCAAGAUUUAGUAUCCACAUUUGAGUGUAAGAAAUGUCCUUCGUCCAAGUUCACCACAACUAUGGGCAGCAGAAGUCAAUCAGAUUGCGUUGGUUUCUGUGACACAAGUAACAACUGUUCAUCUAAUGCCAGAUGUGUGGAAGAUCGCAUUACCAAGUACAAGUGUGAAUGUAAUGCCAAUUUCCAAGGCAAUGGUUUUACCUGCACCCAUGUGUGUGACCUGGACUACUGCAAACAUGGGAGCACCUGUACCCGUGGCCCACCUGCACAGUGCCAGUGUACCGAGUUCUAUAUGGGGGACCAGUGUGAUAUAAGACGAGCGGCUGAGCUUGUAUCAAACCAGCAGACAUUAACAAUUGUGGGUCUUGUUAUCGGAAUCCUUGGCUUCAUCUUGCUGCUCAUCCUUAUAGCAGCAUGUCUGUAUCGUCGAAGAAAACCUGCACCGUCAAGGCAGACUCCCAGUGAGUAUGAUGACCGAGCCAGCCUGGCAGCAACCAGAGGACCCUAUGACUACCCUCUUGCCUAUGUCCCAUCAAAAACAGCAUCAGUUAUCAGUGGGCCAAGAUAUAUGCUGCCACAAACUGUGGAGAAGAGUUUUGAUAAUCCACAAUAUGUUAUUUCAGCCCCAGCUACUUUCAACCAUUCUGUGAGGUCCCGGGUUACCCGACAGGAAGUUGAUUAUACAAGUAUCAUAUGAGCCUGGUAGGAAGGUGAUCAAAGGGUCUAUCAACUCUAAAGAUGACGACCCUGCUGUCUACAAAGCUUAGCAAUAAUUCAGCCAGAGAUUUGCAACAUCACAGUCACCUUUCAUCAAUAUGUCGCACAUAUUUUGCUCACCUUGAAACAGCAUUUAUCUGUAUUUUUAUGAAAUACACUCUCUUUUUGUAAUUAUCAGAAAUGAUUUUUUUAAGUUGAUGCAACUGAACUCUUUGGGAAUGUUUAUAAUUAUUUACACAUUUCAUAUGUUAAGAGAGAUUAAUUUUGUCUGUCAUUUUUCUUAUGACAAAUUAUUUCUGAUUUCCAUGGUUAACCCAAUUCUCCUUUUGUUUACAUCUAGUAUUGUAAUUUAGAAAUCCAUUCUGAUGGUAUGCUUCUGAAUGAAUGUACUAAUAGUGUAUGUUAUGUUUUCAAUACUUUGUGGUAUCAUGACCUUGGUACUCAUUAUGUCAGACAUGAAUGGCAUGUACAUAGCAGUGCUAUUUUCUGUCAACAUGUUUAUGUGAUAUGAGUCCUUUGAAUCUUAAUGUCCUAUUAUAAACUAAUCAGCAUCAAUAAAGUAGCUGUGUAACUAUCACAAAGGCUAUAGCAAAUUUGGGAUUGUCAUUCCACUAACAUUGUUUAUGGUACAUUAAACCCUUCAUUUGUAGUACAAGUAAAUUGGCUUGAUUUGUGUUAACCUGUUACAAAAGAGGAAUCAAUUAAAAAUGAAAUAUCACAUUGUCUGUUCUCAUGCAUGAAAGACUAUCUGGAUACUUGUUUAUUUUUAAUUAGAUUCAGUGAAAGAUUUUGAAGAAAAUCUGUAUUCAGGGAUGAUACUUGAUGCCACAAAUUUGUGAUAUUUUUUGUGUAAGAUUGUAUAUAUUGUGAAUACUCUAAAAAGAUGAGAGAUUAUUUCAUACACAUAGCAUGGCUAAAGUAGUAUGAGUGUAUUAUGAAACCUCACUGUAUAAACUGUACACUGAAGAAUUGCCUCCCUAAGUUUAUAUUCUAGUUGCAAUAGAUAGACCUUUAUAAGAUGUAUUACUAACAAUUAGAGACUACCAACCCAAAGUUCAAAUUCUUGUUUGUCAUAUUUAUUGCAGAUGAAUUUUGCUAUGCAGUGUAUUUCUGAUCAUUGAUUUGACCUGACAAAAAGCUAGUCGGCUUGAUGAGACAGAAGGACCUUUGUACCUUAUUGAAAGAGAUACUGUACUUACAAUUGCAGGGAUAGAACUAAACUCAAAAACUUUACUAGCCCGUGUUAAGAUAAAUACCCUCAUAAUGUAAAAACAAUGGGGAAACUGGGAACAUUUGUACUAGCCCACAGGAAUUUGUACUAGCCCCAGGCUAGCAGGCUAGUGUUAAUUUCUAACCCUGCAAUUGAACUAAUAGUUUGUUAUAAGAGAGACCAGCAACUAAUGCCUUAUGUUAAUAUCAUUGCUCAUUAAACUUCACUCAUAUCACCAAACUCAUGCAAUUUUAACCAAGUAUUGUGGAUAUUAUAUUUUAUAUAUUGAAUAAAUAAUCUAUGUAAUA